Messenger RNA from Exophiala viscosa, 2151 nucleotides. RefSeq names its product ATP dependent RNA helicase, variant. Gene Ontology annotation, cellular component: catalytic step 2 spliceosome; intracellular anatomical structure. The record is from RefSeq and is a predicted model, not a curated record. Gene Ontology annotation, molecular function: RNA binding; helicase activity. Lineage: Eukaryota; Fungi; Ascomycota; Eurotiomycetes; Chaetothyriales; Herpotrichiellaceae. The transcript has 2 exons. The coding region runs from base 359 to 2104 and encodes 581 amino acids.
UUUUUGACAAUCACAUUCAGUUGAAGAUCGUGUCGAGACUGGUGCAUUGGGAUCAGUAACUACGAUGAUUAUCCGGCAAGCACAAUAACCAUGACAGACUUUGACCUGUCCUUCAUCCCUGCGCUCUAUACUCCUUCCACACUACUACCAAUUGCGAGACAUAAAGCCAGCCUACUUUAUGCCAUCGAAAGAAAUCAGGUAACGGUAAUAGUAGGCCAGACAGGUAGUGGAAAGACUACACAGCUUCCCCAGUAUCUGGAAGGAGCAGGAUGGUGUGCCGACGGGAAAUGCAUUGCGGUCACUCAGGUGGCCGCGGAGGGUUGCUGUCACCACGGUCGCUACUCGAGUCGCAGAAGAAAUGAGAUGUCAAGUGGGUGAACAAGUUGGAUACUCAAUUCGCUUUGAGGAUGUUACCUCUGCUCGAACCAAAAUCAAGUUUCUCACGGAUGGAAUGCUAUUGCGGGAAGCCCUAGUCGACCCGCUGUUGACCAGGUAUUCUGUCAUCAUGGUCGACGAAGCCCACGAGAGGUCGUUGAGCUCAGAUAUCCUGCUCGGACUGUUGAAGAAGAUCAAAAAGCGCCGACCAGAACUGAGGAUCAUUGUCAGUAGCGCUACGCUUGACGCCGAAGGCUUUGCAGAGUUCUUCAGAGAUCCAGACGGCGCCGACGAGCAAUGUCGAAUAAUCAGCAUCGAAGGUCGUACGCACCCCGUCGACGUUCUCUACCUCGAUCAGUCCACGGAUGACUAUGUCGAAAAGGCUGUUCAAACAGCCUUCACGAUCCACCAACAAGAAGCUCCGGGCGACAUUCUUAUCUUCCUGACAGGCAGGGAAGAAAUUGAAACGGCGAUGCAGAAGUUGUCUGAACUCGCUUCAACUCUACACCCACAAGCCGAUGCUCUACAACCACUUCCGCUGUAUGCCGGCCUAAGUACCGACGACCAAAUGUACGUGUUCUCCGAAGCAGCAGAAAAUACUCGAAAAGUUAUCCUCAGCACCAACAUCGCUGAAGCCUCGGUGACCGUUUCAGGCGUCGUCUAUGUGAUCGACUGUGGCUUCGUCAAACUCCGCGCCUUCAAUCCAACUACGAAUAUCGAGACUCUCACACCAUUCCCGGUAUCAAAAGCAUCAGCGAUCCAACGAGCAGGACGUGCAGGACGUACGAAGCCAGGCAAAUGCUUGCGUCUAUACACUCAAGCGGCGUACGAGUCUCUACCAGCCACCACUCCUCCUGAGAUCCAGCGCUCAAAUCUGGCUCCUAUGGUCCUGCAACUCAAAGCCUUAGGUAUCGACAAUAUUGUCCGGUUCGACUUCAUCUCGCCACCACCAUCACAACUCCUCAUCCGAGCAUUCGACCUGCUUUAUUCCCUCGGCGCCGUCGACGAAUACGCGAAACUCACAUCUCCGCUCGGCACACGCAUGGCCGAACUAGCCAUCCCACCAAUGAUGGCCAAAUGCCUACUCACCUCAUCCGACCCAAGAUUCAACUGUCAGAGUGAAAUGCUUACCAUAGCAGCGAUGACCUCGUUACAGGGCAAUGUCUGGUUCCACCACACAGGCGAGAAGAAAGCCAUGGAUCUCUCGCGCCGGAAAUUCGCGGCCGAGGAAGGAGACCAGCUCACAUUGUUGAACGUGUAUCAAGGAUUCGUGACAAAAGGCAAAAAGGAGGCAAAAUGGUGCCACGAAAACCACCUCAAUUUCAAGUCUAUGCAGCGUGCGGUCAGCAUCCGCAAUCAAUUGCGACGCUACCUUGAGCGACUGGGCGUGAAAGUCCAGGAAUCACUUGCCGCGUCGUCGUUACCACCAGUUCUGUCUACCAAGACGCAAACGGCGGAUGACAAGGCGACCAAUAUAGUAAAAUGUCUGGUGACGGGCUUCUUCGCGCACGCCGCGAAGAUGCAGCCGGACGGCACGUUCAAGUCGGUCUCGGGCGAUGUCACUAUGCAUGCACACCCGACUAGCCUCAUGUUCAAUCGCAAGGCCGAGUUCGUGGUGUUUCAUGACCUCUUGGAGACCGGUGAAAAGGUGUAUAUCAAGGAUAUCAGUAAAGUGCAGAAGCAGUGGCUGCUGGACUUCUCGGGUGGUUAUUACAACGUGAAGAGUUGAAUACAAUCAAUCAAUUUACAGAUCAAUGCUAAUUUGUCCUCUGUCAU